Molecule: messenger RNA, 597 nt
Organism: Trichomycterus rosablanca
Lineage: Eukaryota; Metazoa; Chordata; Actinopteri; Siluriformes; Trichomycteridae
Product: cytolytic toxin-beta-like
Exons: 2
Molecular function (GO): protein binding
Source: RefSeq, a predicted model, not a curated record
UUCACACUGGAUCCAAACACAGUAAAUAAAAACCUCCGUCUGUCUGAGGAGAACAAAGUGGUGACCUGCAGUAGAACAUUACAGUGGUAUCCUGAUCAUCCAGAUAGAUUUGAUAUUUACCUCCAGGUUGUGUGUAGAGAGAGUGUGAGUGGACGCUGUUACUGGGAGGUUGAGUGGAGUGGGGAUGAUGAGGUUGAAAUAGCAGUGUCAUAUAAAAGCAUCAGCAGGAAGGGAUUCGGUGAUGAGUGUUGGUUUGGCUGUAAUGAUCAGUCCUGGAGUCUGUUAUGUUCUCCAUCCAGAUUUUCAUUCUGGCACAAUAAGAAAGAGAUUAAAAUUCCCAUAAUGCCGAGUUCCUCUAGAAUAGGAGUGUAUGUGGAUUAUGAAGCAGGAACUCUAUCCUUCUACAGCGUCUCUGAUACAAUGAAGCUCCUCCACAGAGUUCAAACCACGUUCACUCAGCCCCUCUACCCGGGGUUUUAUCUUCGUUCUGGAUCAAAAGUGAAACUCCUAUAUCAGUUUAUCUCUGCUCAUUCGGCCUACAGCAGUUUAGACCUGCCCACUUAUCCACCAUUUUGCCUCCACGAUGAGCCUGUAUAG